Molecule: messenger RNA, 4005 nt
Organism: Penicillium salamii
Lineage: Eukaryota; Fungi; Ascomycota; Eurotiomycetes; Eurotiales; Aspergillaceae
Source: the annotation of a GenBank genome assembly
AUGGGAUUCGCCAAGCUGGGUAGCUACCCCAGGCUGCUUGUAGCCGCUGAGCCCUCGCGCCUGGAGCUGGGUACGCUCUUUGUUGGCCUGGCAUCUUCAAUCGCAUCCGGUGUGCCUUUCCCAAUCAUCGGUAUUAUUUUCGGUCAAUUGCUGGAUGAUUUCAACGCUGUCACCUGUAGCGAGUCCUCCGGGUCGGGCUCUGACUCCGACGAGCAAGGUGGAAUUAAUAGCAAAAUUCUCCUGAUCGUUUACUUGGGCAUUGCCCAAUUUGUCUUGAUCUACAUUCACUUACUGUGCUGGACGAUGACGGGCGCCCGUCUUGCGCAGCGUCUCCGCGAGAAAUAUCUUCAGAAUUUGCUCCGCCAAGAACCAUCUUUCUUCGAUAACCUUCCUGCUGGAGAGGUGGCCUCUCGUUUGAAUACCGAUAUUCAAACCAUUCGCUCGGGUACUGCCGAGAAGGUCGGAAUCUGCAUCUCCAGUUUCUCCUUCUUCGUCACUGCAUACAUUGUUGCCUUUAUCAAGGAUUACAUUUUGGCUGCUAUGCUGAUCUCUUUGAUUCCCGCGUACUUCCUGAUGUCAUUCGUUGGAAGUCAUUAUAUUGAAAAAUACACCGGGCGCAUGUCCGACUUUGCGGCUUCCGCUGCAUCUAUCGCCUCCGAGGCACUCAACAACAUUGUCGUUGUGCAGGCCUUUGGCGCGAAUAACCGUCUUGAAGAGAAGUUCUCCAAAGCACUCAAGGAUUCCGAAACCGAGGGCCUGAAGAAGGCCACCGCUACCGGUAUCCAGGCUGGUGUUUUAUACUUCAUCGCUUACGGUGCGAACGGACUCGCAUUUUGGCAGGGAAGUAGACGUAUCGCAGAUUCCGUGCGUGACGGUACUGCCGGAGCGACUGUUGGAUCUACCUUCACUGUCAUCUUCGUCUUGGUCGAAGGUAAGUCUACCAUGUCAGUCAUCAUGGAGUGUUUACUAACGCAGCUUAUAGCAACACUGCUUCUGAGUCAAGUCGCACCCUUUAUCCACCUGUUCACACAGGCCGUUGCUUCUUACCACAAGUUGCGCGAUGAUAUUGACCGUCCAUCGUUGAUCGAUGGUUCCUCCACCGAGGGUAUUCGCCUCUCUCAGGCAGAGGGCGGAUUUGAAUUCCAAAACGUCUCUUUCAUCUACCCCUCCCGCCCUGAGAUCACUGUUCUUAACAGUAUCAACCUUUCUAUUGCUCCAAAGAAGCACACUGCCAUCGUUGGUCUAUCUGGAAGUGGAAAGUCCACCAUCGCGGGUCUUGUGACCCGUUUGUAUGAUGCCACUGAGGGUGAAAUCACCUUUGAUGGACAGAAGCUUACCGACCUGAACACCCGUGACCUGAGAGGCUUCCUGAGUCUUGUGCAACAAGAACCUUCGCUUCUUGACCGAUCUCUUUUGGAGAACAUUGCACACGGUUUAAUGAACUCGAGUAACCCGGCCCACGCGCACCUGAAGCCCAUUCUCCUCGGCACUUCCCUCAACGACCUCGCGACCGAGGUGCGGGACGGUCAGGAUAUCAACGCUGUCGCCGAGAAAAUGGGCGCCGAGGUUGUUGAGAUUGUCGAACUGGUCCGCAAGGCUGCUGGACUCGCUGAUGCGGAUGGCUUCAUUGAGGCCCUGCAAUACGGAUAUGCUACUAUGGUUGGUUCCAGUGGUCGUUUGAUCAGUGGUGGUCAAAAGCAACGUGUUUCCCUUGCCAGAGCUCUGGUCAAGGAUCCUGCUGUUCUCAUCCUGGACGAAGCCACUGCUGCAUUGGAUUCACGAAGUGAGCAGCGCAUCCAGCGUGCCAUCAACAACAUCUCCUCCGGCCGCACUGUCAUCACAAUUGCUCACCGUCUGUCCACCAUCACCAAUGCGGAUAAGAUUGUUUGUAUGCACAAGGGAGAUAUCCUGGAAGAGGGAACUCACUCUGAGUUGAUGGCCGCAAACGGACCUUACUCCGAGCUUGUCAAGCUGCAAACUCUGGGUGCUGCGUCUGGCGCUGCUAAGAACGACACCACUGUCAGCAUUGAGAGCGUCAGCAAGUCUGAUGCCACAUCCAUCACCGAUGUCGACAAUGAGAAGGGCAGUGUGUCCAACGAUACGGAACCUACCAAGGAAGCUCGUGUUUCCACCACCGAAGCCCCUGCCGCUGAUUCUGCUGAAGAUGAGGAAGAAGAGCCCGAGACUCCCCGCAAGUCCCUUUGGGCCUUGUGCAAGGGCUACGCACCUGCGCUGAGACCCUAUCUUCUUGUCAUCUUUGCCGCGCUUUUCGGUUCCAGUAUGGUCGGUGGAGCCUUUUCUGGCGAAGCAGUUAUUUUCGGAAACACUGUCGGAAGUUUGAACCCCUGCCACGGUGCAGCUGAGAUCAUGAACCGGGGUAACUUCUACGGUCUGAUGUUCUUUGUGCUCGCGCUCAUCGAAUUCUUUGCCAACAUUGUCAGUUGGGGUGGCUUCGGCUUCGUCGCUGAGAAGAUUGUGUACAAAGUCAGAGUCUUGUCCUUCCGUUCCCUGUUCGAACAGGAUCUGCAAUGGCACCAAUCCGAAGGCCGCUCUCCUGCUCUCCUCCUCUCCUACAUCACUCGUGAUGGUAAUGCCCUUGCUGGCCUGAGUGGCUCCGUUGUCGGUACUCUGUUCUCUAUCACCGUCAACUUGAUCGCCGCCAUCAUCCUUACUCACAUCAUUGCCUGGAGAAUCGCUUUGGUCUGUCUCGCCCUCGUUCCCCUUCUGCUUGGAGCAGGUCUCAUGGAGCUGAUGGUUCUCGGUCAAUUCGAGGACCGUCAUGAGAACGCCUACACCAAGUCUGUCGACAUUGGUGUGGAAGCAGUCACAUCUAUCAAAACAAUUGCUUCGCUCUCCCUCGAGGAGAACACUCUCCAAACCUACCGCCGCUCUCUCAAGGGUCCUCGCAAGGAAACUCUCAAGGUCACCCUGCAGGCGAGUUUGUGGCAGGCCAUGACUUACUUCUUGGGUAACAUGGUCAACGCCCUUGCCUACUGGUGGGGUUCCAAGCAAAUUAUCAACGGCAACUACACCCAAACCCAAUUCCUCAUCGUCGUCUUCUCCCUGCUGGUCAGUGCCUUGCUUUGGAGUCAGAUGUUCGCCUUGGCACCUGAGCUUUCUGCUGCACGAUCUGCAGCAGCCAGAAUUCUUGGGCUUAUCGAGAUCGGUAAGGAUAAGAUGAAUAGCAAGGUCAAGGAAAUCAAGGGCAAGGAUGUCGAGGCCCUGGAAGAGAAGCCCACAUACGACUCAGGCAACAAGGCAUCAAGUGUGCAACUUCGUGAUGUCCACUUCUGCUAUCCUGCCCGCCCCGACAUGAAGGUCUUGAAGGGAUUGAACGUUGAUAUCAAACCCGGCAAGUUCUGCGCUCUAGUCGGCCCCAGCGGUGCUGGAAAAUCGACCAUUAUCUCCCUAGUGGAGCGUCUCUACACCCCCGAGUCCGGAUCCAUCGUCAUCGAUGGCGUCGACGUAACCAAGACCUCCGACGUCUCAUUCCGCGACUGGAUCUCCCUCGUGCCCCAAGACAGUGUCCUCUUUGAGGGCAGCAUUGAGUUCAACGUCGGUCUUGGUGCCCGACCCGGCCACAACGUGACCAUCGAAGAAAUCCAAGAUGCCUGCAAGCUUGCCAACAUCCACGAUGUCAUUAUGGCGCUGCCAAAUGGCUACCAGACUCUCUGUGGACCAAGUGGCAACCAGUUCUCUGGAGGUCAGAAGCAGCGUCUGUCUAUUGCGCGUGCCUUGGUUCGCAAGCCUAAGCUUUUGAUCCUGGAUGAGUCUACCAGUGCUUUGGACGCUGAGUCUGAGAAGCUUUUGCAGGAUGGUUUGGAGAAGGCUGCUCGUGGAAUCACUGUGAUUGCUAUUGCGCAUCGUCUUCACACUAUUCGUAAGGCGGAUGUUAUCUUCUUGAUUGACGGUGGUGUCUGUACUGAUUCUGGAUCUCAUGAUGAGCUUCUUGAACGGUCAGAUAGCUACAGGGCCAACGUCAUGCACCAGACUGUGGCGACCUGA